Messenger RNA from Drosophila subpulchrella, 2847 nucleotides. RefSeq names its product GPI ethanolamine phosphate transferase 1. Bases 7 to 2736 code for a protein of 909 amino acids. Gene Ontology annotation, biological process: GPI anchor biosynthetic process. Gene Ontology annotation, cellular component: endoplasmic reticulum membrane. The record is from RefSeq and is a predicted model, not a curated record. Gene Ontology annotation, molecular function: mannose-ethanolamine phosphotransferase activity. The transcript has 2 exons. Lineage: Eukaryota; Metazoa; Arthropoda; Insecta; Diptera; Drosophilidae.
UCAAAGAUGAAGUUGGCGCUCUUUCAAACGUUUCUCUGGUGCUUCUAUUUAGUUGUCGUCAAUGUGUCGUUCCUGUUGUAUCGUCGCCUCACAAAUCGCUUGGUAAGAAAAAUAAAAAAUCUGAUGGAGAUGUGGAAAGCGCAGGUGGUGCUGGUGCACCUUCUGCUGAUGGCGUGCCUAUUGGGCAUAUACUAUCAGCCCGGACCGCAGGAUCAGCUGGAGCCGCAGAAGACUUUGCCAGAGAUGGGGGUUCCCGCAGCCGCCGAUCGGCUGGUGGUGUUCCUUCUCGAAGGCCUGAAUGCGGAUACGUUAUUCUCGCCCAACUUCAGUCGGUCUUCCUACUUGCGGGAUAUAAUCCAGCGCGAGGGUCUCGUAGGCAUAUCCAAAACUAGUGUUCCCACUCUGACCCGAUCUGCAGAAGUGGCCCUGUUCGCCGGAUUCAAUGAGAUGCCAUCGCUACUGUUAGCUGAGAAACACGACUCAAUCUUCAAUCGCACCCUGUCCUCCAAAGAGGGAACUGUUCUUAAGAUCUCGGACCUAGCAGAUCUUCGCGUCCGCCUGCUGAAUGCUGCUUGCUUGAAAAAGUUGCAGAACUCAACUAGGCUGGUGGUGUUCGUACAUCUGGAAGACGUCGGUGGAGCUAGUCCUGUUGACAAGGCUUAUUUGAAAAAGGUCCACAAUGCCCAGCGAAACAUCCGAGAUGCCUAUGAACUGAUCGAGAACUCCUUUAACGACUAUAGAACUUCUUACCUUUUAACCUCGGCCCACGGCCUUAGCAUUUUGGGUUCUCAUGGUGGCGGUUCGGAUAAAGAGAGGGAUACUCCCUUCUUUCUUUGGGGAGCAGGUAUCAAUCACACAACCAAUAAUGCCACCUUAAAUUUUGUGGUUGGCAAUAACGUUACCAUGCAGCUCCACAAUUUGGAGCAGAUUCAGUUGGCUCCUCUGAUGUCUGCCUUGAUUGGUUUGCCACCACCGGUUAAUAAUCUGGCCACGUUGCCAUUGGGCUAUUUGAAGGUAUCCCGGGAAUACAAGAGAAAAGCAAUUCACCUAAAUGCUCUGCAACUUCUGGCUCAAGCCAAGGCUGUUAUAAGACGUCACGAACAGGCAUUUUUAAACAGUUGGCUUCCGACAACCAAGGAUCUGGAUCUUCAAAGGAUUGCCUACUAUCAGAACCAGAUGGAUCGACUUAUGGAUAUGGGAUGGAGAAGCAAGGCGGUGCAGACGAGCAUGCUGGCUAUCAAAGUGGCUCAGAAAUCCUUAAAGUAUUACUAUGGAUAUUACCACAUUCCUUCGGUGGUCACGACGGUGCUGGCUCUUCUGGGCUGGCAAUUCUUCCUUUUGUUGAAGCUGUCAAGGAAAUCUUGGGAUUCCAAGGAGAAACGCAGGGGCUUCCUCACAUGGUUCACCAUUGUACAGGGCUCCCUUGGACUUCUGCUGGGCGAGGUGGUCUUCCUACGGUGGGCUUCAUUUUGGACGGUCAUCUGCUUGGUGGUGCCCUUUGUCAUCUGGACUUUGACCAUUGCCGAGUUGCCCCUGAAGGGUGGCUGGAUCUUCGAACCGCUCAAGCAUCUAAGAUGGAUAAUAGCCCCCGCAGCAGGAAUCAUUGUGGCCCUCCACUGCAGCUGUCCCUUCAGUCUGGCCUACAUUAUAUGUGUCAGCAUCUACAACCAACGUGCCUGGUUCCAUCCUACGGCAAAGUUCCUGGCCUGGCUGGCGCUCGUAUGCCUGCUGAGCGGAUUCCUAUGGUCCCAGAGGGGAAUGCAGAUCCUGAUGACUACCAAAUACCGGGUUAUUCUACAGACAAUCAGCAUGCUGGUGGUGAUUCUGCGUCCCCUUUUCCUUGGCGAGAAUCACAAGUGGAAGGUGUGGUUGAGCAAUGGAGGAAUACUGAUCGUUGGAGGAAUUGGAAUCUACUUAAGGGAGAUGGGCAAGCCGGUUCCUUUAUACAUCAUGGCUGCCCACUGGACGUACCUGAUCUAUGCCUGUGCCUCGAUCCCAUACUCCGGAAGUUUCUGUCCCCUAUCUCGCCUACAGAUGAUUCGCUUUAACUUACUAACAGUUCAUGCACUUCUAAGUGAUUCAUACACAUCCCUUUUCGCCCAAGGAUUAAUCAUUGAGUACCAAAUGGGUAUAGAGGUGCACGAGGAGAGCAUUAUAGCCGAUGAGGAAGAUAAUGUGGAUAUAAGGCUGGAUGGACCACUCACUCCCCCAAGGCAUCUCGAGAUGUCCUAUCGUUUUGCAGUAUCGAUUCUACUGUACUUAUAUGUCUCACUGUUCGGAACUGGACAUUGGUUGAGCAGCUUUACCUAUUUGGCCAACACCGCGCGGCUUUUCCUUCCGGAUUCCUGCAGCGGACCAAUGCCAUACCUAGUGCUCAUUCAUUUGCUAAUACCAUUGGUGAUAAUCCUCUCCAGCUUAAAGGCACUGAGCGCUUUUGGACGACAAGAGAUGCGCUCCAUUUUCUACAGUAUAAUGCUCAUAUGCAAUGUCGUCGUUUUGUUCUUCGUUGUGUUUGUUCCACAUCACGUUAAUUGGCCCACAGUCCACCCAUCCGUAAUCACUGCACUUUUGGCCCAACUGACCGUAGUCCUGCUUUUGAUCUGCGACACCACUGUCGCCUUUUUCUUCCGAGGUACUAAGAAUAUCAGACCUCCGAUCCGGAGACGAAACUUCGAAGAAACCCAACUCAAGGGACAAACGGGUGACAACCCCAUGUUUGCCACAAGUGAGGUCUGAUCCGAUAAAUUAUCAAAACUUCAACAAAUUUGUGGUCCACAUGUUCAAAAUUUUGUAAAGUUUUCACUGAACUUCUACUAUAAAAGUCUUACGAAUUUUUGAUUUUUGAAA